GUUGCUGCAGUUUGAUCCAUCACCUCCGUUUGCUGGAUGCCUGAAAAUUGGUCGCGAAUUAAUCAAGUUUGUUAGCAUUACUACUGGUUGAUCAUCACGGAUUAAAAUAACUACGACUAGUUCAUCCGUCUAACUAGUGACUAUCAAAGCCUAAUGCCUAUGCAGGCCAGUUCUUGACUUCCAUCAGUUUAAGUCGUCUCUCGCCGGUCGGAAGCGUGGGACCCGGGCCGGCAACAGGGCGAGGCUACCCGACGCAUACGUCCCUCUCACGAACCUUACCCGUCCAUCCGGUCAAGAAAGCGCAUCGGAGCCGUCCGAUCCGUUCCACGCGGCAUUCCACAGCCUCCAGCCCUUAUUAAAUAGCUCCGCCCCCACCCACCCUGAGGUCCCUCGCAGCACGGAAGCCUCCUCCGUUCGAGCCGCCACCGAGCUGACGGCCAUGGCGUCAACGCCGGGCGCGCCGGGGAAGCCUCUUCUCGUCCUCAUCUCCCUCGUCACGCUGCUCCUCGUCUUCGUCCCCGCCGCGGAGGGCUACGACGGCCGCCAUGCCGUCGCGCACUCGGCCGUGGCGCGGCGCUCCCGCCUAGGGAUGACCCGGCACGUGCACCAACGCCGGACCCAGACGCCACACCGGUACAUCCUCGCGGAGAAGACCAACACGACCGGCGCCGGCUCCAGGAACCGCAGCGCGCCGGCGACUCCCAGCGCCACCUCGCCGACGCCGGCGCCUUCGGGCGAGCCGAGCAAGCACCACCGCAGCCACAAGCACCGCGUCCGCAACUGGAUCAUCGGAUUCGUGGUGGGCUCCCUCGCCGGCGUCAUCUCGGGGCUGGUCCUGUCCGUGCUGUUCCGUCUCGCGCUAAACUGCAUCCGCGGGCGGUACAGGACGCGCUCCGGCACGGUGAUCUUCACCCCGAAGCUGAUCAGGCGCGCCGAGCACCUGGCGUUCCUGGAGAAGGACGACGGGCUGGCGUCGCUGGCCGUGAUCGGGCGCGGCGGGUGCGGUGAGGUCUACAAGGCUCAGCUCCCCGUGGUGCGGGAGGGGGAGGAGCCCCGGUUCGUCGCCAUCAAGAAGAUCAAGAAGCACGGCGGCGACACGCCAAACAACCUGAGCGACGAGGAGAGCCGGCAGCUGGACAAGUGGUCGCGGCAGAUCCAGUCGGAGAUAAGGACGGUGGGCCACAUCCGGCACCGCAACCUCCUGCCGCUGGCGGCGCACGUGCCCCGCCCCGACUGCCACUACCUGGUGUACGAGUACAUGAAGAACGGCAGCCUGCACCACGCGCUCAAGGGCGACACCACCGCCGCCGCCGCCGGGGACGACGGCACCACCAGCAGCAGCGUCGGCGCCGCGGGGCUGUCGUGGCCGGCGCGUCUCCGCGUGGCGGUGGGCGUCGCCGAGGGCCUCGAGUACCUCCACGUCUCGCACCGGCCGCAGAUCAUCCACCGCGACCUGAAGCCGGCCAACAUCCUUCUCGACGACGACCUGGAGCCGCGCAUCGCCGACUUCGGGCUCGCCAAGGCGAUGCCCGAAGCGCACACGCACGUGACGGCGUCCAACCUCGCCGGCACGUGGGGGUACAUCGCGCCGGAGUACCACCAGACGCUCAAGUUCACGGCUAAGUGCGACGUGUACAGCUUCGGGGUGAUCCUGGCGGUGCUGGCGACGGGGAAGGAGCCGUCGGACGACUUCUUCAAGCAGACGGACGAGGUAGGGAUCGUCAAGUGGCUCCGCCGCGUGAUGCAGUCGGGCGACCACGCCGAGGCCAUCGACCCGGCCAUCGCCGGCGCCGGGCACGACGAGCAGAUCGUGCUGGUGCUGCGCAUCGCCGUCUUCUGCACCAGCGACCUCCCCAACGACCGGCCCACCGCCAAGGACGUCCGCUGCAUGCUGUCGCAGAUCAAGAAUUAGUCCAAAUUAGGACAAAAAAACUACGCAAUAAUUCAGUGUGUGCGUGGAAUAUUGAAAUACUGGGUCAAAGUCGUCGCGUCAACUUUCAGGUGGGGCCGGCAGACUAGGACCGGCCAUUUAAAGCAUGAUAGAUCAGGACAAACAAAGAAAAUACUGAAAGAGAAGUCAGCGCACGCGCAGGACUAAGACCGGGGUAUAUAUCGCUUUUCUUUCUCUUUUGUGAAAGCUCGCGGAAUUAGAGCUUUAGCAAUGGAUACACAUACUCCAGUAUCCUCACGUGGUUCCGUGUAUCGUUGCUUCAUAGAUUCCAAUCUAUAUAAUAUAGCACGAAAUUUAGUAA
This is a messenger RNA of Panicum hallii, 2252 nucleotides long. Its product is annotated as leucine-rich repeat receptor-like serine/threonine/tyrosine-protein kinase SOBIR1. The coding region runs from base 440 to 1912 and encodes 490 amino acids. The record is from RefSeq and is a predicted model, not a curated record. Gene Ontology annotation, biological process: protein phosphorylation. Lineage: Eukaryota; Viridiplantae; Streptophyta; Magnoliopsida; Poales; Poaceae. The transcript has a single exon. Gene Ontology annotation, molecular function: ATP binding; protein kinase activity.